Messenger RNA from Racocetra fulgida, 697 nucleotides. The record is from the annotation of a GenBank genome assembly. Lineage: Eukaryota; Fungi; Glomeromycota; Glomeromycetes; Diversisporales; Gigasporaceae.
UUUGCCAUAAAAUUAGCCAAGCAGUGCGGACAAAUAAUUCUUGAUGCAUCAAAUGCAAGAUAUUCUACAAACAGUAAAGUUCUCUCGAAAAAUGACAAUAAGACAGACUUAGUAACCGAAACUGAUCAAAUGAUAGAAGAUUUGAUUAAAUCAAAGUUGAAAGAAUGUUUUCCAGAGCAUAAGUUAGUUUUUAUUAUAAAAGAUGAGAAAACAACAGCUGCUGGAUAUAAAUAUGAAUUCACAGAUGAUCCAACAUGGAUUGUUGAUCCAAUAGUGAUUACAGAGUAUGGCAAUGAUCGAUCCGACAAUACCAUUAGUAAAAAAAUAAACUCUGUUCAUAAUUUGCUGCGUAAGCCUGGUGCUGUUUCUUGGUCAUCUAAAAAAGCUGGUUUAGUUAGGGGUAUUAGGAGUGUUGGUAGUGCUGCUUUGAAUAUUUGUCAAGUUGCUCAGGGGCAUGCUGACAUUUUUUUUGAAUUUGGAUGUUGGGAAUGGGACGUGGCAGCAGCUCUCGUAAUUCUUAAUGAAUCGGGUGGUAUGAUGGUAAAUGCUCAAGGGUACGAUGAAGGACCGGUUGACAUUUUUGGUCGCAAAUAUUUAGCAAUUAGAGGUGGAUCACCUUGCGAUGGCGAUGAGGAUUCUAAACAAAGUCAAUUAAGGUUAAUUAGGGAAAUGUGGGAUGUUAUCGAGGAUGUUGAUU